Molecule: messenger RNA, 1761 nt
Organism: Scedosporium apiospermum
Lineage: Eukaryota; Fungi; Ascomycota; Sordariomycetes; Microascales; Microascaceae
Exons: 7
Coding region: 1-1761 (586 amino acids)
Biological process (GO): transmembrane transport
Cellular component (GO): membrane
Molecular function (GO): transmembrane transporter activity
Source: RefSeq, a predicted model, not a curated record
AUGUCUACUGUGUACACUGCGAAGAAACCCGCCCCUCCAGGGACCAGGACCCAGUCUGCCGGAGUCUUUUUCUCCCCGUCAUCUGACGACGAAGACAAGAGAGUCACGGAGACCAAAGGCGAUGUGGACUUCACUGUCGAUCCUGACGUUCCUCCUCUCGGCGUCCCCAGUGACGAGAAAAGAUUCUGGUGGCAGAGAACUCGCAACUAUGAUGGUUCCGCCAUUGCUACGCAGCCGUCGGUUUACGAUGACCCGGAGACGGCCAAGCACUAUCAACCCAGAGCCGACUGGGAAAAUCUUCAUCGCUUCGAUCCUUUAGCGAGGUGGACUUGGAACGAAGAAAACAAGCUCAUCCGGAAGAUUGACGUCCGGAUCAUGAUAUUUGCUUGCGUCAUGUUCAUGGCGCUUGAACUUGACCGUGCGAACAUUUCGCAGGCUGUGACCGAUAAUUUCCUUAAAGACCUUCAUCUAACUACCAAUGAUUUCAACCUGGGUAACACUGUGUUCAAGCUGUCCUUCCUCUGUGCUGAGCUCCCGUCCCAGCUCGUUUCGAAGUGGAUGGGCCCAGAUCGCUGGAUUCCAGCACAAAUAACGCUGUGGAGCGUCGUCUCCUUCAGUCAGUUUUGGCUCUCUGGAAGGACUUCAUUCCUCGUUUGCCGAGCUCUCUUGGCCAUCCUCCAGGGCGGCUUCAUUCCAGAUAUUAUCUUAUACCUUUCCUAUUUCUAUAAACACCAUGAAUUGUCGUUGAGACUCGGCUUCUUUUGGACGGCCAUGUCUAUUGCGGAUAUCAUUGCCGGCCUGCUCGCCGCUGGAAUUCUUCAUCUCCGCGGUGUUGGAGGGCGUGCGGGCUGGAGAUGGCUAUUUCUUCUCGAGGGACUGUUGACCUUUGUCAUCGGUAUUCUUGCUUUCGGGCUUAUGCCCCCUUCUCCAACUCAAACCUCCCACUGGUUUAGAGGAAAAAAGGGGUGGUUUACCGAGAGAGAGGAGAUUAUCAUGAUCAACCGCGUCAUCCGUGACGAUCCAAGCAAGGGCGACAUGCAUAACCGACAACCCAUCACACCCAGACUGCUCUGGAGGAGCUUGAAGGACUUCGAUCUGUGGCCGCUUUACGUCAUUGGAUUGUUGUGGAACGUUCCCUCCACGCCGCCAAGCCAGUACCUCACUCUCAUCCUCCGAGGGAUUGGAUUCGACACUUUCAGGACAAACUUGCUCACCAUCCCUACCGUGGUUCUACACAUGGGCACGAUGAUGGUGGUAACGUAUGUGGCCGAAAUCGUCGGGGAGCUUACUUUCAUGUCCAUGCUGGCUCAAGUGUGGCUGCUCCCCUUCCUGGUCUAUCUAUACGUGAAUGACAUUACAAAGAUCGAUCGCUGGGUAGCCUGGGGUGUUUUGACAGCUCUUCUCGCAUUUCCUUCUCCUCACCCAAUCCAGGUUGGCUGGAACUCACGCAACUCCAACACUGUCCGAUCCCGUACCGUCUCUGCAGCCGCAUACAACAUGAUGUGCCAGGCAGGCGGCAUCAUCGCGUCCAAUAUAUACCGCGCCGAUGAUGCGCCUCGCUAUAAGAGGGGUAACGGUAACCUAGUGGGUAUCGUCUCUGGGAAUAUUGCAAUUUACAUCCUCACCAAGGCCUACUACGUUUGGCGAAACAAGACGCGCGAGAGGAAGUGGAAUGCUAUGUCUCCCGAGCAGAAACGUCACUACCUUGAGACGACCACUGACCAGGGGAACAAGAGGCUCGAUUUCAGAUUUGCACACUAG